UAAGGAGAGUGGAGAGAGCUAGAGACAGAGCAGAUGCAUUGGCAGGGGCAGAGCCGAGGCUUUUUUUUUUUUCUUCUGUCCCUCCUGUCUCUUUUGUUGUGUCGGCACAGAUAAAAACCCUGUGAACGUUGGCAAGGACCACCGCCGCUGCCUCACAGCGUGCCGCUCAUCCCCAGCCUGAUUGCCUGAGCUGCAUCCAGUGUGGAGCUCGGUUUGUGCGGCAGGCUAACCGCGGGCUAGCGCGGGGAGCUGCAAGGCUCUGUGGCUGUAAGAAGAGGAGGAAGAGAGAGGGGGGGAAAGGAGGAGGGGCUGUGGUGAGCUGGUGGGCUUCCUCUGCCUCACAGACACAUUUUAUUGACUUGCUAAUUGGAUGAGGCACUCGGAGGAGAGGAUGCGGUGACCGAGAGGAGCUGCUCUCCAGAGGAGGGAUACAGGCACAAGAAAGAGCAUUGCCCGGGUUUGCUCAAUUCUGGAUACUUAUUUUUUUUUUUAAUUAUUAUUUUCAAGAGACAUAACAACAGAUGUUUUUCAUCUCCCGGUGACCCUCACACCGUGCGUACAUCAUUUUAUGCAUGACAUUGUCGAACGGAAGCUCCAGCUGCCAGACGCUUCGUGACAAGUGAAUGAUUUCCAUUUUGAUGUUUUUUCACCACAUUUCCCUUUCACCUGUUUUUUUUUUCUUUUAUUUUUUCAUCUCGGACCCAUCAGCUGGAGCUCCCUUUUUUCUUUGCCGUUUAACAUGACUGGUAAUCUGAGGGCGAGAUAAAUUCUUCAUCAGAUCAAACGUGGAGCUAUGAAUGGAUAUUUGUUGAGGGGGGUAGAAAAAAAUCAAGUCUUGUUCUAGUCACCAUGCUUAAGAUGUGCAGGUCCAUUGAGGUCAGAGAGCAGGUGCUGCUGUGCUGAGGUCCGCCGUCCCAAUGAGCAAGGCAGCCAACCCACAGAGACGCACCACCUACCUCAUCUCCCUCACUCUGGUGAAGGUUGAGGCCGUGCCAGAGGAUGUAGCAGGGAACCAGACGGAGGCUCUCCUAGAGGGGGAAGGGAGCCCUAAGAAGGAAGAGGAGGAGAAGGAGGAGGAGGAGGAGCAGGUGGGUAAUGCCCCUGAAAAGGAGGAAAGACCUGUGUGUGUAGAAGUCGUAGAAAAAGAAAACACACAAGAUGAAGAGGAACAGGUGCAGGUCAAAUAUGGCAGCCCUAGCGAGAAGACGGGGAAGCCAGAGAAGAGGGAAACGCAUGGACCCCAGAGAGACGUCGUGUCGGUCGGCAAAAGCAAAGACAUGUCUUUUGUACAUCCACCUGUGAGGCAAAUGGUAAAAGUGUAUGGAGGAACUACCUCUGAGGGAACUGUGCGCAGAGAAGGACCUCGCUCAGAUGCCCUGCGCCCCAAGACAGAGAUCUACCGGGAGCCCCCCAUGCUGUUCCUAAAGGGCGAGAAUGGAGCAGACCUGAGCAGCCGCUCACGCUGCAGCCUCCCUUUUUCCAUCCCACCGCAGAUGAGCCAGCGUCCAGAAGUCCUGAUGAGGCCACAUGCAGGAGGCAACACUGUGUGCUGGAGGGAACUCAGAGAGGCCAAUACUAGCUUGUAUCACUCUGCUAAGACUUUGGACCGAAGGGAUAACCGCAUCGGGGACCAGUCCCCCUUAAUGGCAGCUACAACCCUGGGGCCUUACAGGGCAUCCUGGGCAGACAGCGAUGGCAGGGGGACACUCAUUCGACCUGGAGUUCCUGCCAGCGGAGGAUUUUCAGGCAUAAUGACCCGGGACAGCCCUCAGGGCGAGCGGUUUAAGGCAGUUUCUGUUUCCUUACCUGCACCUCCUGCCACAGAUAUGUCAAGGCCUCAGAGAAAAGGUACAAGUCGCGCCCUGGACGACAGUGACCUACAUACCCUCUCCGAGGACAUGAAGAAGGGGAAGGAGGGCCAGGGAGGAACAAUCCAGCGAGCUCCUCCUCGCGACCGCAAGAUGCUCAAGUUCAUUAGUGGGAUUUUUACCAAAAGUACACCCGUGCCACCCAGCGUAAACACCACACCUCCUCUCUAUCCAGCUGUGGAGAGGGGCUCGAGUGAGGAGGAAGCUCCAUGCACCAGCAGUCAAGAAUGGACCAUGACCCAAACUGUACAAGAACUUCACUUGGGUGUUCUGGGAAGUCUGUGCAGCGGGAAGUCAGCUUUGGUCCACAGACACUUGACAGGAAGUUACGUGCCACUGGAGAACGCAGAGGGACGACAGUACAUCAAGGAUGUCCUAGUUGAUGGGCAGAGCCACCUGUUGAUAAUCAGAGAAGAAACAGAACUUCCAAGCGCGCAGUUUGCAAAUUGGGUGGAUGCAGUCAUCUUGGUCUUCAGUUUGGAAAAUGAGUCCAGCUUUCAGGAAGUUUACAAAAUCUACCACCAGCUCGCCGUCCACCGGCCCAUCACGGAGAUCCCUUUCGUAGUAGUUGGCACUCAGGAUAAGAUCAGCAGCACCAACCCCAGAGUAAUAGACGAUGCCAGGGCCAGACAGCUCUGCUCAGACGUGCGCCGCUGUACCUACUAUGAAACCUGCGCGACGUACGGCCUCAAUGUGAACAGAGUCUUCAAUGAUGCUGCUCAGAAGAUCAUGACGGCCAAGAAGCAAGCUGCUCUACUGGCUUCCUGUAAAUCUCUUCCCAACUCUCCCAGUCACUCUGGAGGCUCCACCCCUGUGUCCGGCAUCUUUCCAGGACAGGCCAGUAAUGGUGGUCAGAGCAGCGAUUACUCCUCAUCACUUCCCUCCACUCCUGUGAUCAGUCAUAAAGAGAUUGGAAGAACAUUGAGAGGGGAGAAACAGGAUAGUGCUACACCCGGCUCAGUCCGCAGCGUCCGGAGGCGCACCUCCAGAUUUGCGGGUCGGAGAGGGAGCGAUUCAAACAGAAGGAGUGCAGAUUUUAAGGGUGAUCUGGGCAGCGGACGCUCCAUUCCCAUCAAACAGGGCAUCUUGCUGAAGCGCAGUGGGAACUCGCUCAACAAAGAGUGGAAGAAGAAGUAUGUCACACUGUCCAACGAUGGCAUACUGUCCUACCACUCCAGUGUCAAUGAUUACAUGCUUAACACUCCUGGCAAAGAGAUGGACCUGCUGCGAGUGACAGUGAAGGUGCCGGGAAAGCGACCGCCUCGUGCCGUACCCACCUGCGGCCCUCCAGUGGGACUCAACGGCCGGGUCAAAGAUGUGCCGGGACCCGAAAUCCCAGUGAGCGCUAGCAGCCUCCUGCAAGUGGAGGAGAUGGAAGGACUGGGUGGUGCACUAUUCCUGAGAGGCAACAGAGGAGUGCAGCGAUGUCCCUCCACUCUAUCUAACCACACUGUCGACUCUGCAGUUGAGGGUGUCUCCAGCUCUUCCUCCACCAAAGAGGUGGGCUCUGCCUCCCCGCUGACAGACCGGAAGAAGCAUCGCAGAAAGAAGAGCAUGAACCAAAAAGGAGAUGCAAACACUGGCCAAGCAGAUGCCAAGCGCAAAAUGUGGAAACUCAAAAGCUUUGGUAGCUUAAGAAACGUAAGCAAGACAGACGAAGACAACUUUGAUUUCCUCGUGGUGUCGAGCACCGGCCAGACGUGGCACUUUGAGGCCCAGAGCGUGGAGGAGAGGGACUCAUGGGUCCAAGCUAUCGAGAGCCAGAUCCUGGCCAGCCUGCAGCUGUGUGAGAGCAGCAAAAACAAAGCUCGCAAGGACAGCCAGAGUGAAGCAGUGGCUCUGCAGGCCAUCCGCAACGCAAGGGGCAACAACUUCUGUGUCGACUGCGAUGCUCCGAAUCCGACCUGGGCCAGUCUAAACCUGGGUGCUCUCAUAUGCAUCGAGUGCUCUGGAAUCCACAGGAACCUGGGGACCCACCUGUCACGGGUUCGCUCGCUGGCUCUCGAUGAUUUGCCACGAGAGUUAACUCUGGUUCUUAGCGCCAUAGGUAACUACAUGGUCAACAGUAUAUGGGAGGCACGCACGAUGGGACACCGCAAACCAGCUCCUGAUGCUACAAGGGAGGAGCGCGAGUCGUGGAUUAGAGCCAAGUAUGAGCAGAAACUGUUUGUGGCACCGCUGCCCCCUCCCACUCCCGGCGAAGGCCCAGACCUCACUUUAUCUGGCCGUCUUCUGUUGGCAGUGAUGGAGCGCAAUCUCCCCAAGCUGCUGCUCCUUUUGGCCCACUGCACUAAGGAGGACAUUAAUGCCCCCCUCAGCCUGGCACUGUCCUCCAGGUCUCUCUUAGCGCUGCGGCUGCCUGGCUCUGCCCUGCACGCCGCCUGUCAGCAGGCCGAUGUGGUGAUGACGCAGCUUCUUGUUUGGUAUGGCUGUGAUGUUCGUUAUCGGGACGCUCAGGGGCAAACAGCGCUGGCUUUGGCUUACGGCACCGGCAGCCAGGAGUGCAUCGACAUCUUGCUCCAGCAUGGGUGCCCUAACGAACCGCCCCCCUCUGUCGCUACGGCGGUCAGUUUCGCAGCGGCCUCAACAUCCAGCUUCCCUGUCGCCAUGACGCCGAGCCUGACGGUUGCCACGACACUCAAGAUCUCACACAAGAGUGGGGGAACCAGCUUGAGUUACAGCACCUCCAGGAGAGCAGUGUCAUAGUCGAACCGUGGUGUGGAAAAACGUGUGUAUGUAUGUGCGUGUGUGUGUGAGCUUUUGGCUUUGCUCUCAUAGUAUCCUAUACAUCCACACACAGGUCAGCAAGACUGAUGUUGCCAAAUGUUGCACUCCCAGAGCCAGAUAAAGGCCAGGGAUGAAAACUGGUGAUCACACAGGGAUGUUCAGUCUGAUGGAAUGAUUUAACCAAAACAAAAAGAGAAGUGUUCCUGGCUACAGCCUGUAUGUGAUGGUAAGAUAAAAGAAACCUCUGCAUUCAGAUAAUGUAAUAAGAAUGUAUUCAUAUUUCAUCAUGCAGUCUAUUUCCAACUAUUCUCCGCUCAGUUAGGAAUGGAAAACUGCCUGUGGCCUCAACAAAGCUUAUCUGAGCAUGACUCCCGCUCAGAAGUAAAGAAGAACUGCAAUAAGUUUACUAUUUGAUAGAGGGACGUGUUGAAUUCCUAGUAUUAGAGGUGGCGCCUGUCAUUAAUUUUGACUAUGAAUGUGGGUUUUAAAUAGUUUAACACAGCUCGUUGUUCAUAAAUUAUAUGGUGUGAUAUGAGAAACUUUUCAGUGGAUGUAAAGGGGAGUCACUUUUGAAGUUAAUCAAAAAUAUCUGUACAGAAAUACAUUGAUAAAAUGCUAUAAUUCUAAAAGUUUAAAAGUCAUUUUCCAGAUUGUUAUUGUGUGAUUUGUACAGCUGGUUCCAUGUAUGAGCUCGAAGGAUCGCUCGAGGCUGCUCAGAGGUUUAAUGUGCAGUGUCAGGGCUCCUUUGACAACCAUCCGAUUAACUCUUUGACAUCCAGGAUUUUUAUGUUUGUACCAGUGUGUCUGACAUAAAUACUGUACAGAAUGUGUCCUUUAUGACUCCAUCAGUAGCUCAUUAUCUGGGUGAGCGUACCACUAGAGAUGUAAAUGAAAACGUGAAAUGCCUUGAUUUUGACUGAAUGUAAAAAAAAAAAAAAAAAAUGGAUUGUUUUAAAUGUGAUGUCCAGAGGGUACAGUUUGGGUGGACUGUUUUAUUUUUGAAUUGGCUAAUGUAACCUUGCCAAAAGGAAUGAAGAGUAUGGUUUGACCCAUCUAUAAAACUGGGCCUUUGAAUGGAACAAUUAUGAUAUUUAUAAGUGGCUGGAAAUAAACAGUUCCCAAAACUAAGUUUUUUUAAACCCAACCCUCCUGCAUAACUGUAUGUAUUUUUGUGUUGAUCUGAAGACUCAGCUGACUGUACCUCUGUGAUGUAAGCAUCUCUAUCCAUUUGUAUUUUAUUUUUUUUUAAAUCACACGAUGAUUCACAGAGCAUUCAUUAUCAAUACACUGAGGCUAUACUGCCUGA
Molecule: messenger RNA, 5901 nt
Organism: Mugil cephalus (flathead mullet)
Lineage: Eukaryota; Metazoa; Chordata; Actinopteri; Mugiliformes; Mugilidae
Product: arf-GAP with GTPase, ANK repeat and PH domain-containing protein 1-like
Exons: 20
Coding region: 918-4574 (1218 amino acids)
Cellular component (GO): nucleus
Molecular function (GO): GTPase activator activity; protein binding; GTP binding
Source: RefSeq, a predicted model, not a curated record